UUUCACUCCAUCAAUCAUUGACCAUCAGUCGGUGCGUGCGGUAACAGUUUUUUCUCCUGCGGUAAAUUUUCACAAUUUUCAGUAAAAAAAAGCUUGUUAAACCUUUUCCCGAGUGAUAUUCGACAAGCAGAGGAUUCGCCAAGGCCGUGAAAUAUCAGUAUUGAAAUAUACGCAUUUGUCGAGCCGCUUUUUUCAAUCAAAUUCAGGUUAGUCAAAAGCCAAUUAGAAAGUAAAAUGGCCGACCAGGACGCAAACGGGUAUAACGAUGAAGCGAGCGAUUUCAAACGCAAGAAUAACAGUAAAAAUCAGGAAGAAAUCGAGGAAAUGGACGACGAACAAGAGAAUCCCCAAAAUCAGAAGUCCCAGGAGUAUAUUAAGGGCAUGAUCGCGGAGCGAAUUGCCAUCGACAAGAAAUAUCCGAUUGCGGACCGGCUUCUGGAAGUGGAAAUUGAAAACGUCCAAAAAUCUGGUAAACCGCCAGCUCGUCGCUACAUUGAUAUCUAUCGUGAGAAGCACAUCAAAGUAACGGUUAAGAUUUUAGUUCCGAUCAAGGAACAUCCACGGUUUAACUUUGUUGGUAAACUGCUCGGUCCCAAGGGAAACACAAUGAAACGGCUUCAGGAAGAUACACUUUGCAAAAUGGCGAUUUUGGGAAGAGGUUCGAUGAAGGACCGCAAAAAGGAGGAAGAACUGCGCAACGCAAUGGAUCCCAAGUAUGCACAUCUGAACGACGAUCUGCACGUCGAGGUGAAUGCAAACGGACCACCGGCUGAGGUGCACGCUCGCAUUGCCUACGCUUUGGCUGAACUGCGCAAGUACCUGAUUCCAGACAGCAACGAUUUCAUCCGUCAGGAACAGAUGCGAGAGCUGAUGGAGGAUAGCGAAACUGAAGUUCCGCCGAAGAAACCAUUCAAGAAACCGAUGAUGCAGAUGGAAGCACCACCACCACCACCGGUUAUCAGUUCGAGACCCCUUCCUGCACCGAAGAAAGUUCUCUCGAUUUUGGAUAAGGCACGAGCCGCUAUGGAGGAAACGCACGGACCGAGACCUGGGCCUCCUCAGCGUUACGAAGAGCCAGUAUACGAACAAAGUUACGAGCCAAACUACUCGUAUCAUCAACCUGGACCGCCGGUACAACGUCCUAAAUAUGUUCCGGAAGCUCCCGAAUAUGAGCAAGAGUACCGCCGUGAGUACUACCGAGAACCGGCGCCAUAUGCAGCUUCACCGAAACCGGUUCCUGUCAGCGCCGCUGCCCGACCCUGGAAGCCAUCAUCAUAUGUAAUGCCGCCGCGUGGUGGCCACGCCGAGGAGCUCUCAAUGAAACAUGUUGCCCGCGAAGGUGUCCCCCGAUAUCGCCAUGCUCCCUAUGGUCGACCCCAGAAGUAAACACCAGCAUAAUUUUUAUACAUCUCGACAACUUUGAAAUAACGUGUUAAGAAUGAGAAACAAAAACCGUAGAAUUCAAUUCGAUCACAGGAUUAGCUGCUUUAACUACACGAACUAGGUCAAAACUGUUGACCUCCAAGUGCCGGCAGCUUUUCAAACUAACUAAUGUAAAUUUGUUCAAACUUUUAUUUGAAACUACUCGGUGGGGAAGACCAUUGGUUCAGCAGGGGGCGGAAAACACCGGAGGAAGCUAAAAGGAAGGAUCUAAAGAAACGCAAAAUUGGAGAAGGAGAUUACAUUCAACAACUUUAACAACAACAAUUAAACGAAAACAACAUGAUGACGGUUAAACAAGCUAAACCUUUGGAUGAAAUUUGAACAUUUAAUAGUUUUAUGAUAAAAGCACUGACGUAAUAUCACAGUAAUACCCCCGUAAGCCGAGUGGUGUAAACCUAAAUAAGCAUUUUAAAGUUAUCUUGAAAAUGAAAAAAAACUGUUCUAGGCCCAAAAACUAGUAACCAGUGUAAUACUUGUUACUAUUAAACAUUUGAGCACCAACGAUUGACUCUUAAUAGAAGUAAAACAUAUAUUAUAAACAUUAAAAACCUAAAAUGCUAUAAUUCAUGAAAAUACUAUACCAUACAAUAAAUAAAAAUCUGCAAAAAAUAAAUUAAGGAACUAAGCUUAUUUUCAUGAAAAAAUAAGAUUAAUUUUAUGUACGCAAUGGUAGGCUUGAAAAAAAUUACAAUUUUAACUUUUUUUUUUGUAUUUUCCAGUUUAAUUAGAAUUAUUAACAUAAAAAUGAAUAUUGAAAGGUAAAAAUUAAGAAUUUUGUCACUUCCGUGGUAGGAAACUUGUACUGCUCUUCAGUCCUAUUGAAACAAUAAAAAAUAAUAUUGUAGUAGAAGAUAAAUCGAAAAGCAAAACUUGUGCAGGCUAGCAGACAGAUUAGCAAGCAAGAUUAAUUCAGCAGAAAAAUAAAAUUUAAACCAACAGAAUCAAUAAUGUUGAAAGAAGAUAUAAUAAACUAUAAAGUAUGAUGGCAAAACUUAAUAUAUUCAAAAUAUUACUCAGCUAUUAAAUAAUCGCAAAAGUAUGUAAAACAAACGAACAUGUAAUAAUGCUGAUAAAAAUAAAGUCUCCCAUCUCAAAAAAAAUCGCAAUCAUCAAA
Molecule: messenger RNA, 2557 nt
Organism: Topomyia yanbarensis
Lineage: Eukaryota; Metazoa; Arthropoda; Insecta; Diptera; Culicidae
Product: KH domain-containing, RNA-binding, signal transduction-associated protein 2-like
Exons: 4
Coding region: 235-1386 (383 amino acids)
Biological process (GO): regulation of alternative mRNA splicing, via spliceosome
Cellular component (GO): nucleus
Molecular function (GO): mRNA binding
Source: RefSeq, a predicted model, not a curated record